Messenger RNA from Notodromas monacha, 309 nucleotides. The record is from the annotation of a GenBank genome assembly. Lineage: Eukaryota; Metazoa; Arthropoda; Ostracoda; Podocopida; Cyprididae.
AUGAGCCGGCGUCAGUGCUUGGAGAGCCUCAUCGCCGCUGAAGGCUACGACGCCAUGGAAUCGGUUGUUUGCCUCUUCGAUUCACGCCUUGAUUUAUGCUUGCUUCCUGCAGGGGAGAAAAUCACGCUGCGGCAAAUACGAAAUGGAACGGAGCUGCAGCCCAUCACCCAGGACAGAAGUUAUGAUUUUAAUUACCAGGAGUAUCGGCUCCUCAGCGAGCCGCGACGCGUAAUGCCGCGUCCCGUCCGAAGGUCGUGUCCGAGUACUGCGGUUUUUGAUGUUGCUGGAAAUGCCCGGGGCGGUUUCUGA